Messenger RNA from Vespula pensylvanica (western yellowjacket), 16592 nucleotides. RefSeq names its product fat-like cadherin-related tumor suppressor homolog (gene kug). Gene Ontology annotation, biological process: homophilic cell-cell adhesion. Lineage: Eukaryota; Metazoa; Arthropoda; Insecta; Hymenoptera; Vespidae. Gene Ontology annotation, cellular component: catenin complex; plasma membrane. Gene Ontology annotation, molecular function: calcium ion binding; cadherin binding. The record is from RefSeq and is a predicted model, not a curated record. The transcript is spliced from 26 exons. The coding region runs from base 813 to 15335 and encodes 4840 amino acids.
UCUGGCGCCGCACGGCGCGCUAGUUUCGGCUUGCCGCUCCGACGCGACGGUCAUCCUAUUUGAAGCGGUUGCCGACUUCCACGUGGAGGCGGUUAACCGAAACGCGUCCUCCGUUGUUUACGCCAGUUGUUUCUUGCCUACAUUUUUUCUGUUUUUCUCGUUUCUUUCUUUUUCUUUUUUUUUUAUCGAAAAUUAUUUUUACGGAAAUCAUUCCCUCGAGAUCGUUUCCUGACUUCCUGACUUCCCUUCGAGUGACGCGUAUAUUUCGCGAAGGAUAAAGUUAACGUUGCAAAAGUGAUAUUUGAAAUGUGUUGGACUUACGAAAGAGAGAAAGAGAGAGAGUGACAGUGAUAGUAUAAAACGACAAGAGAAAUAAAUAAUAGAGAAUUUGUUACUUAAAGAUUAACGCGUGAACGUAAAGAUCGUAACGCGAUUCGAAGCGCGUUCUUCGUGUUUGUUUUACUUUCAACUACAUAGAGUGAGACUCGUAAAAAUAACGUGUGCGAAAAUAGUGAGGUUAUCGAAAAUUCGGUAUUUGGAUUACCCAUUUGGAGUCUUCCUCUUGUGUCCCCGCAGCUGCUUGGAAACUUGGAAGGGAAAUACCUAUCUUCGAGUGGCCGAACAAAGGAAAGGAACGAAGAAGAAAGGAGCCCUUCGUGGGACAAGGACAACGUUCGUACAAGGUACCGAGAAAAGUAAAUGAUAUAAUAAGGCAGACUGAGAACGGUAUACCGAGGAAUCGGAAUUCUCUCUUCGUGGAAGAAACGUAGACGUCGCCGUAGGAAUUCCAUCGACGAUGAGCUAGCGACACGAUGAGGAGGAUGAAGGAGCGCGCGCUGCUCGCCUGGCCAUGGUUGUGGCUGUGGUUGUUCGCAGCCACGCCAGGUACGCCGUCUUCCGACGCUUCCAUCCAGAGCACUCUCUUCCCUAUGUCAUCGUCAAACGUUGGAGGUGUAGCGCCGAAAACGUUGUCCUUCUCGACGAUCGGUACUACGACAGCGAUGACAACGAUGCUGUCGUCGUCGACAACGGCAAUGAUGUCGACGACGACGCAGUUUCCAAUUCCGCCGACUACUACGAGCGUCGCAACAACGGCAUCGGCGCCUUUCACAGCAGAAUUGAGUUCCUCGCCAAGGUACAAGUUCGCGUUUACGCGAUCUCUCUAUAACGUUUCGAUUCCCGAGAAUUCGAUAGGAAAAACAUACGUCGUGCCAGAAGAGAAGAUGGGAAUAAGACUGAACAGUCGUGAAAGUGGCCAUGUAGAAAUACGCUUUCGUAUAACGAGCGGCGAUCGCGACAAGUUCUUCAAGGCCGAGGAACGCGUCGUCGGUGACUUCUGUUUCCUAUUGAUUCGGACUCGAACCGGUAACGUCGACGUGCUCAAUCGCGAACGUAAGGAUCGUUACGUGUUGGAGGUACGUGCGACCUCGACCAAGCGAGACGGUAAGAACAAAGCGAUCGUCCUCGAGGCGGACACGACGGUGGUGGUGACGGUUCUCGACACGAACGAUCUCAAUCCGUUGUUUUAUCCGACCGAGUACGAGGCAACCGUCACGGAGGAUACGCCUCUGCAUCGGAGUAUACUCAGGGUAACUGCCGAAGACGCUGAUCUCGGCAGGAACGGCGAGAUUUACUACAGCUUCGCCCAAGAGAACGACCAGUUUGCUGUUCAUCCGGUUAGCGGGGUCAUCACGCUCACGAGACCACUCAGGUACGCCGAGCACGCCAUCCAUGAACUAGUGGUCCUAGCGAAAGAUCGUGGGGCGCUAUUCCGCAAUGUGGGUACUAUCCGAGCAAGCACGGCAAGGGUCAUGAUCAGGGUGCGGCAGGUGAAUCUGCACGCCCCAGAAAUCUACGUUCAUCACCUGCCCGACAUAGUGGAGCACUCGAACGCGGAUAUCUAUGCCAUCGUACGAGUGAUCGACCGUGACGAAGGCGUACACGGGGAGAUCGCGAGCUUGGACAUCGUGGGUGGCGACCCGGCUGGACACUUCAGGAUACGGCAGGCUGGUCCGACCGAGUACAACAUCGAAGUAUUGCGUUUGUUGGAUAGAGAGACCGCUUUGCAGGGUUACAAUCUUACUCUGAGAGCUAUGGAUCGUGGUAUACCGCAACGUUUCAGUUACAAAUCCGUACCGGUACAUUUGGCCGAUUUGAACGACAACGCGCCAGUCUUUAGUCGGGAAAUUUACGAGGAAGCCGUGCCAGAAACCGCUCCAGUAAAUACGCCGGUGAUCAGAUUGAAGGUGACCGACGCCGACGAGGGAAAAAAUGCUUUAGUAUUUCUAGAGAUAGUCGGUGGUAACGAAGGUGGCGAGUUUUAUGUAAACGCCGAGACAGGAAUGCUCUAUACCGCGGUGAACCUCGACGCGGAAAAGAAAGCCUUUUACACUCUUACCGUUUCUGCGGUCGAUCAGGGAAACACGGGUACUAGGAAACAGUCUUCCGCCAAAGUGAAAAUCAACGUGAUCGAUACGAACGACAACGACCCGGUCUUCGAGCAAUCCGAGAUGGAAGUCUGGAUAGACGAGAACGAAGCAGCUGGUACCUCGGUCGUCAAGGUCACGGCGAAGGAUCGUGACUCAGGCGAGAACGCUUACAUAUCCUACAGCAUCGACAACAUCAAGAAAGUACCUUUCGAGAUCGAUCAUUUCACGGGCAUCGUGAGGACGAAGCAGGUGCUCGACUAUGAAACGAUGAAGAGGGAUUAUCUGUUACACGUGAGAGCGAGCGAUUGGGGCUUGCCUUAUCGCCGCCAAGCGGAGAUGAGGUUACGAGUUAGAUUGCGAGACGUCAAUGACAAUCGUCCUCAGUUCGAGAGAAUCGAUUGUACCGGGCACGUGCCAAGAUACGUUCCAAUCAGUUCGGAAAUCAUCACCGUUUCCGCGAUAGAUUUCGACGCUGGUAACAUCAUCAGUUAUCGCAUAGUUUCCGGAAAUUCUGACGGCUGUUUCACUCUGGAUUCAGCGACCGGCGUUCUCUCGGUAGCCUGUGAUCUUUCCGACAUGAAAGCGACCGAGAGAAUCGUCAACGUCACGGCGACGGACGGUACUCAUUUUGCCGACGUGAAUCCAGUCCACAUGCAUCUGGUCAACGCCAAGAGGAAUCUUGCCUCUCAAGGGAGAAUUCUUUCCGACGAAAGCGGAGCCUUCGAGUGCAAAGACACCGGUGUUGCUAGACGUCUGACGGAUGCCAUUGCUUCGGCAGAAAGAAACAACAUGCCGUCUCGCAACGACGAGUAUUCUUUGACUCCCAGUCGCUACGGAGAGAACGUCCACGCACCGGAAUUCAUCGAUUUUCCGAACGAAAUCAGAACGAACGAGUCCGUCAAACUUGGUACUACGCUCGCCAAAAUAAGAGCGAGAGAUCGCGAUUUAGAUUACAACGGUAAGCUCGUCUUUUGUAUUUCCAGUGGCGAUCGAGAUUCCGUUUUCGGGAUCGAUCCGGAUACGGGUGAUCUUAACGUCAUCGGUUAUUUAGAUCGAGAAAGAGAAAGUGAAUACUUCCUCAACAUAAGCGUUUACGACCUGGGUAAACCACAAAAGUCGGCCUCGAAAAUGUUACCGGUAACGGUUCUAGACGUGAACGACAACGCGCCGAAAUUCGAAAAAUCUCUCGCCAGCUUUCGUAUCUCGGAGAACGCUUUGAACGGUACGAAUGUUUGGCGCGCGAACGCGACGGAUGCCGAUCUCGGUGAGAACGCACGUGUGACCUAUUAUCUCGUUACGGAGACGAACGAUUUCAAAGUCGAUCCUAUUACCGGCGUAUUGAGCGUCUUCGGGAAGCUCGACAGAGAGAGACAAGAACUGUACGAACUGAAGAUUCGUGCGAAGGACAACGGUGGAAAAGGUACGACCGACUCGCCGCCAUUAUACUCGGAUGCUUUGGUUCGCGUGACCGUCGAAGACGUGAACGACAAUGCGCCGAGCUUCGCUUUACCUAACUACAACGCAAAGAUUCGCGAGGAUGUGCCAAUUUGGAGCGUCGUUGCCGUCGUUGACGCUACCGAUCCGGACGAAGGAGCUGGUGGUGACAUCGAGUAUUUCCUUUCGGACGCCAUGGAAAGCGAAGGAUAUUUCAAGGUCGAUAAACUCUCCGGUACCGUUAGAACAACACAGAGUUUAGAUUUCGAGGAACGGCAAGUACAUACUCUCGCUAUUGUUGCCAAGGACAGAGGCGAACCUUCGAUGUCUUCCGAAACGUUGCUCGUCAUUGAGGUGGUCGAUGUUAACGAGAACCUACAUGCUCCGGUCUUCGACGAUUUCGUUAUCUCCGCGAGUGUUUUCGAGAACCAACCGGUUGGUACUCUAGUGACUAGUGUUCGUGCCAAGGAUGCGGACCCACCUGGUGGUGAUUCCAGAAUAGGCUAUAGCAUACGGGCUGGUGAUGGCAUCGGGAUAUUCUCCAUCGAUAAUGAAGGAAAUAUAAGGACAAAAGCGGUACUUGACGUCGAAACGAAAAACGGAUAUUGGCUGACAGUUUAUGCGCAGGAUCAUGGAGUCGUGCCUUUGAGUUCGAGUUUGGAGGUUUACGUCGAAGUGUUGGAUGAGAACGACAAUACACCGCUGACCGAGCUUCCCGUUUACUAUCCUUCCGUGCCGGAAAAUUCGCCGGCCGGUGUUAGUGUACUGCAGAUUCGAGCCUUCGAUCGUGACGCCUCGCCCCAACAAUUCACUUUUUCCAUCAGCAGCGGCAAUCCAGAGGGUUAUUUUCUCAUCAACUCCAGUACUGGUCUGAUCACAACGAGCGGUAGAAAAUUGGAUCGAGAGAAUCAAGCGGAGCAUGUUUUAGAGGUGACAGUGAGAGACGACGGUAGACCUCCACUAUCCUCGACGACAAGAAUAGUCGUAGAAGUUGCCGACAUCAACGAUCAUGGACCAGAAUUCGAGCAAAAGUUUUACACCGUUCAAAUUCCCGCUACGCCGUCCACCGAUAAACCGUUUUUCCAGAAAUCGAAGAACCGCUCGCGGGAGUUCGACCUCUCGAUCGAUACGUUACUCGAGAAUGGAACUUGGGAGACAUUUAGCCCCGACACCCUGUCAGGAGAUCGUAUCUUCAGGGUUCUAGCAAAUGACAAAGAUAUCGGUGACAACGGAAAAAUUCAAUACAGUAUUAAGGGAGGCCGCGGAAAGGGCAAAUUUAAAAUUCAUCCUACCACCGGGAUGGUGUAUUCGCAACGUGGAUUUGAAGCAGGGCAGGAAUACGAAAUGAUGAUACGAGCAACCGAUUGUGGUGAACCUCAACGUAGUCACCAAACACGAGUUUCCGUCCAAGUAGUCGAAGUGGCCAAAGAAUCCGAAAAUCCACCAGUUUUUAAAAGUAGUAAUCAAAGCGUAGAGAUGACGGAAAGCGACGAAGUAGGCUUUUUAGUGACUCUCGUUCAGGCCACAGAUAAAGACGGUGAUUCUCUGUGGUACGAUAUUUUAGAUGGUGACAAGCGAGACGAAUUCUUCAUAGGACGUGAUAACGGUAACGUGCUAUUAGCCAAGCAAUUAGAUUGGGAAACACAAAACUUUUAUAAUCUUACGAUUGGCGUUACUGAUGGCGUGCACACGGCCUUAACACAACUCUUGGUCACGGUGAUUGACAUAAACGAUCAUAGGCCAGAGUUCACUGAGAGCACCUAUCACGUGGACAUUUCGGAAAACGUUCCAAAAGGCGAAAAAAUUCUUCAAUUGCACGCGACCGACGCAGACGAGGACAAAAAAGUAUUUUACAGUUUACACGCAGCCCAAAGUCAAGCUUCCUUGGGUAUUUUUCACGUAGAUUCGAUCAGUGGUGCUGUCACAUUAAACGAACCUCUCGAUCGAGAAACUAUCGAGGAACAUGUACUAACGGUGAUGGUGAAAGACCAGGGCACACCAGCAAAACGAAAUUAUGCAAGAGUCAUCGUCACAGUUCACGAUCACAAUGACCAUGCCCCCGAGUUCAUUAGCGAGAUCAUUCAAGGGAAGGUUUACGAAACGUCUCCGAUUGGUACAGCCUUUGUACGAGUUUGCGCUAUUGAUAGAGAUCGAGGCGAUAACGCAAGGAUCACUUAUUCCAUUACUUCUGGAAAUGUUGGUAACAUUUUCUCCAUUGAUCCCAUACUAGGAGACAUUAGAGUGGCUCGAGAGCUGGAUUUGAGCGUUUCAGCGGAAUACAUAUUAUUGGUAAAAGCCGUAGAUCAUGGUUCACCUGCUCUCGCAAAUACCGUACCAGUUCACGUGAUGGUUACCAUGGCGGACAAUGCUCCACCUCGUUUCGUUCAACGAGAGUUGUCCGCUGAGAUCUACGAGAAUCAACAACUGGGCACUUACGUGAAGCACGUAGAUGCCAGAAGUACCUCAUCCUUGCAAUUCGAGAUCACUCGAGGAAAUAAAGAUGAUACGUUCUUCGUCAAUCCUAGUACCGGGGUUAUCGUUGUGAAGAACCCUUUAGAUUAUGAGAAGAGGAAGUUCUAUAAUUUGACAGUAGCUGCUACAAACAUGGCCGGUGCCACAGCUGUCUGUAACGUGAUUGUCCACGUGCUUGAUAGAAACGAUAACGCGCCACGCUUCAUUCAAGCAGUUUACAGUGGUGAAAUCAGCGAAGGUGCGACUAUAGGAUCGUUGGUACUUACCAACACGACUACACCUCUCGUUAUAAAAGCAGAAGAUGCCGAUUCGGAAUUGAACGCUUUAUUGAAUUACGAUAUCGUCGACGAUCUACCGAGAAAGUAUUUCCACAUUGAUUCUAGUACCGGUGCGAUUAGAACUGUGAUGGUGUUAGAUCACGAAACCAUUCCAGAAUUUACAUUCCACGUUAAGGUAUCUGACUUGGGAAAGCCUAAACUUUCAUCGGAGACUACGGCUAAAGUCAUGAUAGCUGUGACUGACGUGAAUGAUUGUCCACCAAAAUUUCUUCAAAACGAUUACAAUGCCACACUUCUCUUGCCUACGUACAAGAACGUUGCUGUUCUUCGGGUGAACGCUGUAGAUCCUGACAGUUCCGAAGGUGUUUCGUUAAGAUACGAUAUUAUCGAUGGCAACAAGGGUCAUACAUUUGACAUAGAUUCUCAAACUGGUAUCAUCACGGUUCUCAAUCCUGAACGUAUUAAGAAAAAUUAUUUGUUACACGUUCGCGUAUCGGAUGGAAAAUAUUCGAGUGUCGCGCAAGUGAAUAUAGUCGUCGAAAAAUCUGAAAAUUCAGGCUUGGUCUUCCAAAAGGAUGUUUACGAAGGCAACAUCGUUGAGAAUUCGACGAAAAUUAGAACCGUGGUGGUAGUCAAUGUUCUCGGUACUGUAUUGAACGAACACAUAGUCUUUAGAAUCUUAAAUCCUACCAACAUGUUCAUUAUUGGACCAACUUCGGGAGCGAUUAGAACAACUGGAGUAAGAUUCGAUCGAGAGACCUGCGAUCAUUAUGAAUUGAUCGUAGAGGCGAAGAGUCAGACAAGGGAUAUGGAAAAGCCCAGAGUGGCUCACGUUAUAGUUAACGUCACGAUUUUGGAUAUCAAUGAUAAUUGCCCUAUGUUCGUAAAUCUGCCUUAUUACGCCGUCGUUUCCGUCGACGCUCAGAAAGGAGAUGUGAUAACGAAGGUGCACGCGGUAGAUAUGGAUAGCGGUGAUAACGGAGAGGUUAGAUACGAAUUGAAAAAAGGACACGGAGAACUUUUCAAAGUUUGUCGAAAAACCGGAGAGAUAUCGUUGAAGCAAAACCUCGAAGGACAUAAUCGGGAGUAUCAGCUGACGAUAGCCGCGUACGACGGAGGAAUAACGCCAUGUUCCAUUGAGGUGCCAGUCAACGUGAAGGUGAUAGAUCGUUCGAUGCCGGUCUUUGACAAGCAAUUUUACACAGACAGUGUACUUGAAAGUAUCGAAGUACACUCGCCUCUAGCGCUAUCCAUACAAGCUGAGUCACCAUUGAAUCGUAAACUUAUAUACAGUAUUACCAAAGGCAAUGAUUUUGAAGAAUUCGCUUUGGACUUCAACACCGCCCCCGACAGUAACAAUGGUCCUUGUGUAAUCUAUGUGGUGGAUGAGCUGGAUUAUGAACAAAAGAAGCAAUACGAAUUGACCGUACGUGCCACUGACAGUGUGUCAGGGGUUUACGCGGAGGUGCUCGUUAGCAUACUAGUUCUCGACGUCAACGACUGUCCUCCCGAAUUUACUCAAGACUCUUAUAACAUUUCCGUCUCCGAGGCAGCUCCAUUUGGUACUUCCGUUUUGAAAGUUAGUUCCAGAGAUAACGAUACGGGUAUAAAUCAAAAGGUACGUUACGCGAUUCAAAACGACACAGAGAACAGAAAUGAUCUUUUCCAUAUCGAUCCGGAAGAAGGUGUGAUCUUCUUAAAGAGAUCGUUGGAUCACGAAAGUCACGAAUCGCAUCACUUCACCGUAGUUGCGAUAGAUCGUGGGGUACCAAGCUUAUCAAGUACAGCUCACGUUUGGGUAACUGUAAUCGACAUGAACGACAAUCCACCCAAGUUCGAACAACCCUCAUACACGUGCUUCUUAUCGGAACACGCUGAACGAGGACAGUUUGUAACGGUGGUAUCAGCAAGCGAUCCAGAUUACGUAAACGAGAAACUAACCUAUACGAUCGUUGGUGGUAACGAACAGCAAACUUACAACAUCGAUCAAUCUACCGGUAUAAUUUCUUUAAUUAACAUGCAAAACUUCGGCGAACAUAAGUUAAGUAUGUUGAAUGUUUCGGUGACCGAUGGAGUAUAUACCAGUUUUACUCGAGUAAAGAUCGAGAUAUUGCCAGCCAACAGACAUAAUCCCAAGUUUCCAAAUCCAGUGAUCGAAGUUACCGUAUUGGAAAAUCAAUUACCAGGUCGACUGGUUACCAGCGUGUUAGCUACAGACGAAGAUUUUGGAGAAUAUGGAACUAUCGUUUACAGCAUUCCCUCGAAUUUGAUGAGAGAAAUUUUUGACAUAAACAAACUGACCGGUGAGAUAGUAACGAGGAAGAAGCUCGAUCGGGAGAAGCAAAAGCUUUACGAGAUUCCAGUUAUGGCAACUGACGGAGGUGGAAGAUCUGGUUUCGUAAUGGUUCGAGUGAAAAUCGGAGAUGAGAAUGACAACCCACCAAUUUUCCUACUGAGAGAAUAUAAAGCAACGAUUCAUAGUAAUCUCUCGGUGAAUACUUCUUUCCUAAAGGUUAAAGCUCAGGACGCUGAUGAAGACGAAGCCGCCAAAAUCACUUAUUCGAUCUACGAACCACAAAGUUCCGAGGCCAGGGCAUUAUUUGGUAUCAAUCCCGAGACUGGUUCUUUGUAUCUACAGAAAACUGCCGUACCUUGGGAAAAUCAAUUAUUCGAGAUUUUCAUUCGUGCAGAGGACAAAGGUACGACUCCUCAUCACACGGAUGUACCUUUAAACGUCUACAUUAUGGCACCCCAAGACAUUCCUCCAUUGUUCGAACGCAAAGAAGGAAAAUUCUUUAUUUCGGAAGAUUCUCCCGUAGGAACACCGAUAACGAGAUUAAAAACCGUCACAAAUAGUACCGUGAAAUAUCGCAUUGUCUCGGGAAACGAAGAUUCGCCGUUUUUCUUGAUCGAUUCUCAUGGUCAAAUAACAUUGGGGAGAUCAUUGGAUCGAGAACAAAAAGAUAACCAUCUUAUUGGCGUUCUAGCUGAAACUGAUUCGAGUCCUCCGCUUACAGCUCUCGCAGAAAUAUCUCUUCAGGUUUUCGACGAGAACGAUCAUGCGCCAAAAUUUGAAAGUAAUCCUUAUGUUAUUACUUUAGCGGAAAAUGUGGAGGAAGGGACGUCUAUCUUAAAAGUGAUUGCCCACGACGAGGAUCUCGGUAGCAACGGGGAAGUUCGAUAUUCUUUUGGAUCCGAUAUAGGGGAAUUGGCGAAUGUCUAUACGGUGGAUGUAUAUACCGGUUGGAUUUCUACUUUGGUACAACUCGAUAAGGAAAAACAACCGGAAUAUAAGUUUCAGGUGGUAGCGACCGAUAACGGAAACCCUAAACAUUUCGCGAGAACGUCGGUACAUAUCAAAUUGAAAGAUUACAACGACAACCCACCGACGUUUGUCGACGAUCGUUACGAAGCUGCAGUGAACGAGGAUGCCUUGCCAGGGACGGUAGUCGUAAAAUUGGUCGCAGUCGAUAAAGACACGGAUAUCGUAACGCCAAUAGAAUUUUAUAUAACAUCGGGAGAUCCGAGAUCUCAAUUCCAAAUCAGAUCGACGGGAGAAGUAUACGUUGCGAAAGCUUUGGAUAGAGAAACGAUCGAUCAUUACGAGCUCGACAUUGUUGGUACCGAUGGAAAAUACGUCUUCGAUACAAAAGUAACUGUUCAAGUUUUGGACGUUAACGACAAUCCUCCGUACUGCUUGAGAUAUCGUUACAGAGAAGUUCUUUCGGAAGGAUCGCACCCUGGUACUUACGUACUCACCGUUCUUGCUACGGAUUACGACGAUGAGCCAAACGCUAAAUUACGUUUCUAUUUGACCGGUGAUAACAACGAUAAAUUCUCUUUGGAUAAAGAAACUGGUGUCUUAAAGAUGGUCGGUCAAUUGGAUAGAGAAACUCAGGCCAAAUAUUCGUUGACUGCUCAUGUACAAGAUAGGGACAAACCUUCUUGGGAAUGUUCUUCUCAAUUGGAGAUACUCGUUUCCGAUUUGAACGACAACAUGCCGAAGUUCACGAUGCAAACUUAUAGCACGACCCUUCCCGAAGAUGUAGAAGUUGGAACUUUGGUAACGAAAGUACAUGCUACGGACGAUGAUAUCGGUAUAAACCGUAAAAUUAGAUACGAAUUCAUCGAUUCCGCGGACGGACACUUCCUCAUCGCUGCUGAUAGUGGUAUAGUUACUUUAGCCAAGCCGUUAGAUAGAGAAACCAAAGCCAUGUAUAACGUUACCAUUAAAGCUCUCGAUCAGGGAACACCACAACUCGUUAACAUUGCCUCGCUAAUUGUCAACGUUCAAGAUAUCAACGACAAUCCACCAGAAUUCGCAUCGAAACUUUAUUAUUCGAAAGUGCCAGAGGUCUAUGCGGUUGGUACCGAAGUAGCGAGAGUCCUUGCGACAUCCAAAGACACCGGAGUCAAUGCCGAUGUUUAUUAUUCGAUCGUGGGUGGAAAUGAACAUAAGAAGUUCCAAAUAGACACGAAAACCGGUGUCAUAGCGAUCGCCGAACAAUUGGAUUACGAACGUGCUCGCGAUUACUUUUUAACGAUUCAAGCCAUCGACGGUGGUAUUCCACCUUUGAGCAAUCAUGCUACGGUUAACAUCACCGUCAUCGAUAGCAACGAUAACGCACCGAUAUUCAGCGAAGUUUCCUAUCGAGCAUCGGUCAGAGAAGACGCUAAAAUCGGAGAAAGGGUCACUCAGAUUUUCGCAAAAGAUCUCGACAGUGAGGAGAACGGAAAUGUUUCUUAUUACAUAGAACGAGGGGACAGACAAAAGCAGUUUAAUAUCGAUCAGAAAACUGGACAAAUUACGGUCGCAGCACCUCUCGAUCGAGAAGAGGUCUCUAAUUACAUAUUGGAAGUUCACGCACGCGAUAGCGGUUUGCCAAUGCUUUCGAGCUUCGUCAUGGUGAAUAUCGAGAUUCUCGAUGCAAACGAUAACCCACCAUUGUUCUCGAUGCCAAAUUAUACAGCUGUCGUUCAAGAGGACAAACCAAUCGGUCACGUUAUUCUCCAAUUUGUCGUUACCGAUGCUGAUACCGAACCCAACGCUGCGCCUUAUACGUUCGACUUUCGUUCUGGAAACGAGGGUGAUGCCUUUAGAUUGGAACAAGACGGUACUCUUCGCACAGCCACUAAAUUUAAUAACAGAGUAAAGGACAAGUACAUAUUGCACGUCCGUGUAUUCGACAAUGGAAGUCCACCUUUGUAUUCCGAUUCAUGGGUAGUAGUAAAAGUAAUCGAAGAAUCUCAAUAUCCACCUGUCAUUACGCCUCUUGAGGUGAUCAUUAAUUCUUACAUGGACGAGUAUCCUGGUGGUGUCGUCGGUAAAGUUCACGCGACGGAUCAAGAUCAAUACGACACGUUGCUGUUCAGUUUGGUGCCGUCUUCGCCAAUACCUAAUACGGAUCUUUUCGAAAUAAAUAAAUUCGAUGGAACCUUAAUAGCUUUACCUAGACUCGAUGUCGGUGAAUACAGAGUUAACGUUAGUGUGACCGACGGCAAGUUCCAUUCUCAUUCGAUCGUAAAAGUUAACGUCGAUCUGAUAACGGAGAAGAUGUUGGAAAAUUCGAUGAUCGUAAGGUUCAGAGAAGUCAGCCCUGAGGACUUUAUAUUGAGUCAUCGAAAAGGUUUCGUUAGAACAGUUCGUAAUGCUAUAAGCUGUAAGUUAAAAGAUAUCAUCAUUAUUAGCGUACAACCAUCGCUCGAUGAAAUCAACACGAUAAAAUCACGAGCGAUCAGAGAAGUCGUACACAACGAUCUAGAUCUUCUUUUCGCUGUGAAAAAACCAGCCACGCCACUCGGAACGAUCACAUUUUUCUCAUCGGAAGUUCUCAGAGAAGCCUUGAAUCAGCAUAUCGAAGAGCUCGAGGAGUCGACGAAACUGGUAGUCGAAGAGAUCGUUAGGUUCAAGUGCAUCAAAGGUUAUUGCGUCUACGGAGAUUGUCAUUAUAAGAUCAGUUUGGAUCCUACGUUGAUAACACCAGUCGCGACCGACGUGAUGAGCUUCGUAUCGCCGCGGCAUCGUCAUAAAAUGGAAUGUGAUUGUAAAGAGGGAUACGCCGGGAAUCAUUGUGAAGUUGUUGUCAACGAGUGUGCUCGAAAUCCAUGUCCACUAUUUAAAGUUUGCGUACCGGAUUCGAGCAUUCAAGGAUACUCUUGCCAGUGUCCGGACGGCUUUGCCGGACAAACAUGCGACAUUGACAUUUCCAAGUGUCACGACGAAUCUUGCUACAUACCACGAAAUCCAAUAUCUUUCAGCGGCAAAAGUUAUGCGCGUUAUAGGAUCGACAAGGCUCUCAUAAGACAAACGAUCGAAGAUCGCCUUAGUCUAUCCCUUAGGAUAAGAACGAUGCAACCAACGGGUAAUCUCAUGUAUGCGGCUGGCAAAGUGGAUUAUAACAUUCUUGAAGUAGUCAACGGCGUUAUACAAUAUAGAUUCGACUUAGGAAGUGGCGAGGGUUUGGUCCGAGUGAGUAGCGUCUACGUCAGCGAUGGACAAUGGCACGAGAUUCAGCUGGAACGUGAAAGCAAUAGCGCUAGAUUGACCGUCGAUGGAAAACACGUGGCACAUGGUUCAGCGCCCGGAAUUAAUGACAUUCUCAAUCUUCAAUCGGACGAUCUCUACUUGGGUGCCGAAGUACGACAGCAUCCCUCGAUUCUCGGCUUCGAAGACGUACAAAGAGGAUUUGUUGGUUGUAUGGACGACGUGAGGAUCGCCAGAGUCUCAGUUCCAUUGCACAUGAGUGGUGCCAGUAGCGUUGCGAUUUUAAGACGUUUCGCCAAUGUCGAGUUCAGUUGUGAUACCGCGGUCGUCCUAGUUCCGCCCGGUAUUUGUGGUUCUCAGCCUUGUCAAAACGGUGGUACGUGCAAAGAUUCUGGCGCGGAUAGUUUCGAGUGUCAGUGCCACAGCAGGUUCGCUGGUACGACCUGCCAAAUUGACACGGAUCCGUGUGCUUCGUCCCCUUGUCUUUACGGUGGUCGUUGCAAAAUCAUUCCGGAGGGUGGUGACUUUACCUGCGAAUGCGUCGGACCUAGUUUAACCGGCAAACGCUGCGAAUUCGGAAAAUAUUGCAGUCCGAAUCCAUGUAAUCACGGUGGUGUCUGCGAAGAGGGUAACAACGGACCGAUAUGCAAGUGUCAAGGCUUUACGGGCGAACAUUGCGAAAAUGAUGUUAACGAAUGCGAUGCGAAUCCUUGUACGAAUGGUGGAACUUGCGUAAACGAGAUCGGAACGUACAGAUGCGUCUGUCCACCGAACAUGACUGGCUUGAAUUGCGGAAAUCCUGCUUACUCGACACCCAUUAUAUCCAGUCACUUUAAUAUCACCUGGGAGCAACUCAUGUGGAUCGGCAUCGCCGUUGUCGUUAACGUCUUUCUCAUCGUCGUGUUCAUUGCUUUCCGAAGAAUAAGAAUGAAACGCUCGAGAGCACGAGCCAACAACAUCAAUAACGAAACGAGGAAGCAGAUUGUUUUGAAUUCAGCCCGACCUCACGAGCACGAGUUCAAGCGCAGCUCGAAGUUGAGCAAUCUCGAAGUGAUACAGAGAGAACCUCCCCAAUGUCCUCCCAGACCCGCCUCCUAUACUCCCAGUUCUAACAACGAACCAACCGCAUAUGGUAACACCGCCGCGGUAGCUCUCAAUAAUUUGGAUACCCUGCGUAGCUACGGUAGCGCGGGCGACGAGCUGGAGAAUUUUCCGCCAGAUUAUUUAAGAAAUUUGAAUCGUACCACUCCCGUUCCCCCUCCGUCUUUAACCCUUGCCAAUCCAGUGGUCGGUGGAAAUCCCACGAGCAGCGACACGGACAGCCUGCAUAAGCCCACGUGGCAAGAACAGAUGCAGCUGGCCUCUUUCAUCACGGAUACGACCAAGAUAAAGAACGACCUGAAACGAGCGAGCCCAGUGGUACCGGAGCUGACCACUGGAGGACUUCUACUAAAUUCAGCUCGACGAACGCCUCACGGAGGUGGGACCUCUAUCGCUUCCCUGACGUCCAUCGAGGAUGAUCCUCGCAUCGUUGGUGGGUAUCACUGGGACUGUUCAGACUGGGUCAGGCCAAGCCAGAACCCCUUACCUAACAUCACGGAGAUACCUGGCAGCGAAGUUCCAGACUCGUCCAGCUUCCACAGCAAUGAGAGUAACGAGUCGAACACUCAUCAAUUAUCGUCAAUGCACGGUCCAAUAGAUCAAACGAGAGACAUCGAGACUUUGAACGAGGAUCAGGAGUCCGAGUAUGUCGGUGAUUCGGAAUGCGGAACCGAAUUUUCGGAACGAUAUCACCACUGUACCGAGACGCAACGUUUGAAUCCUCUGGACAGUGGCGGGGAAGGGGAAUACAAGUACAAAGGGUCCGAAAGUUAUCUACGACAUCCGAAUUCUUAUCUACCCCAUUAUAAUAUUCACACGGAUACCGAAAACGAAACGAAUCCAUUGAACGGACGUUUAAGCACACUCGAGUCCGACGAGGAAGAAGAUGACGUAGUGCCUUAUGGUUUUCCAAGCACCCGCCGCAAUCGAUGCCACAAAGGGGAUGAAGUCGACGAAAUUGGUUCGGUGAUCACGACGCUCGAAGAGAGAAAUUCUUUAUUGGGUGGCGCUACGAGCAACAGUGAUCUCUCAACGAAUCUUUGCGAGAUCGAUGAUUCCGAAUACGAGAUCGCCGAUCAAAAAAGUAAUGGACGUUUGUGGUUGUCUGGUAACGGUAUCACUCAAACCUCGGUGUGACGAACGGUGCUACAGGAAGAUUCGACUAGACUGAUCCGAAACGCGUUUUCCUUUGUGUUUUUCUCGACACGACGAGGGAAUCCGGGUGUUCAUAAAUCUACAGUUUUGUACAUAGGUAUUAUCGAAUUAGUUAGACAGUCUGUACAGGUAGAGUUACGUAAAUAAGGGGACUGAUAACAUUAUACACGUUAUUAUAUUAAAGAGACCGGUGUGCGAUCAUCUACUAUAUCUCGAGCCAACGGUAUAUAAUUGAUUGAUUAAUUAAUUAAUUAAUUAAUUAAUUAUUACAACACGAGUACACCGUGCCUCAAAAUUCUCCACGCGAUAUAGAGUUUUAGGUACCAACGUACUUAAUUCUAUAAUUCCUCGGAAAAGUUUACUUCAUGCUGCUCGAUACUAACCAACCAAUUUUUAAUCCUGGAUAAGAAUAUUUUUUAUUUGAAUUUCUUUGCUAAUCGUUCAUCAAGCUUAUAUAAUCGGUAUACGCCGAAGACUAUCUCUGAAAUUGCUUUUUCUUUCUUUUGCUACUUUCAUAAAGGAAAAAUAGAGAAAAAAGAGUAAGUCCGAGCAAAGAGAUAUUCCGUGCAAACUACAAACAUUUGUUAUAUAACAUAUAUAAUAUAUAAUAUAUAUAUAUAAUAUAUAUUAUAUGUAUACAUAUAUACAUUCAAGGAAUUAUUUCAUUUUAGAUUUAAUAAUAUUUCAUCGCUGAAGAGAAGUAAACUUAAUGAAUCACGACCGCGUCGUCAGACCAAUGACUAUCGUUUAAUAAAUCUAUCGUUUAAAACUUGGAUAUUAUCCGUGACUAUAAUUCCAGUGCUAAAAAUACAUAGGUAUUCUUUAUGUAUUUUUACUAUUUGCUAAUUGACUUUAUUUUGAUUACGUGUAAAUGAAGACAAACGGACUACUUAAUGAAUAUAAAUGAAUGAAUAAAUAAAUAAAUAUAUAUAUAUACACACAUAUAUAUAUAUAUACACACACAGACACUCACAUGUAUAGAGAAUAAGUACUGUAUAGAUUAGGAAAUGAAUUGACUCUAGCGAAAGAAAAAAAAAAAAGAAAAAAGAAAAAAGAAAAAUUGCGCUAAUUCUGCGAACGUUAAAUGCACGCAUCGGUCGCGGGCAGCAAACGCAGAUUAAUUAAUAAUAAUUAAAAAAAAAAUAAUAAAAAAUAAAAAAAAAGAUAUGAAAUAUUUUUACUGUGAUGAUAAUAAUGUUUAUACGAUGAUCAAAUACUAUAAAUAGUAUCGUAAUAAUU